Astyanax mexicanus (Mexican tetra) is the source of this 2996-nucleotide messenger RNA. RefSeq names its product Josephin domain containing 2 (gene josd2). The record is from RefSeq and is a predicted model, not a curated record. Gene Ontology annotation, biological process: protein deubiquitination. Gene Ontology annotation, molecular function: cysteine-type deubiquitinase activity. NCBI's taxonomy places the organism in Eukaryota, Metazoa, Chordata, Actinopteri, Characiformes, Acestrorhamphidae. The transcript is spliced from 5 exons. The coding region runs from base 201 to 755 and encodes 184 amino acids.
ACACUUACACUCGCUCGGCUCUCAGCUAAAUGCUAACACUCAGUAGCAUCACCUCACUGAGGGCUGUCGGUUUAGAUGUAAAUGAAGCGUUUUUAUAAGAUUAUAUUUUAUUUAUGAACUCCUGAGAUAUCGGCUAAACGUCGUUUUAACUCGUAAGGAUUCACAGUUAAAGGUGGUCAGCUGCCUGUGUGUGAGGGAGAAUGAGCGAGGUGGAGGUGUUUCAUGAGAAGCAGAGGUUGGAGCUGUGCGCCAUCCACGCAUUAAACAACGUACUGCAGGAGAGAGUUUUCACUAAAGAGACGGCGGAUGAGAUCUGCAAGCGCCUCGCCCCGCAGUGUGUGGUGAACCCGCACCGCUCGGUGUUGGGGACAGGGAACUAUGAUGUGAACGUGAUUAUGGCAGCGCUCCAGAGCCGGGGACUGGCCGCAGUGUGGUGGGACAAGCGAAGGUCGGUGCAGAGUUUGUGUCUGGAUAAGGUGCAGGGCUUCAUUUUAAACGUGCCGUCGCGGGUCUCUCUGGGAAUCGUGUCUCUCCCGCUGAGACGCAGACACUGGCUGGCGGUGCGGCAGGUGAACGGACACUACUACAACCUGGACUCUAAACUAAAGGGUCCUGUCUGCAUCGGGGGGGGGACAGAACUCAGGUCGUUCCUCUGUGAGCAGUUGUCUCAGGAUGUGGCGGAGAUGCUCCUGGUUGUUCAGAGGGAAGUGGAGGAUGAUGGGACGUGGCUGAUGGCGGAAGACUCCAGGAAGUGAUAUUUCUCAGGUCAAGAAGUUUUCUGUGGGUUUUUAAACCACACAUGCAUGCUGGGAUGGGGGUGGGGGGUGACAGGCAUGCAGGGACACUGAGGGCAGUUUAGCGUGAGGCCCCUCCCCCUCCCGUGCAGAAUGUCACUACCAAAGACUGAAGGAUUACUCACCAGGCUGGUCACUCACAGAGAGGUCCAUUCAGAGGUCAAUAAAGGGACGUCUCUCCUCCUGAAGGAGCACCGAGGCUGAGUGUCCGAGUGGACUCAGUGAAGACACUACUUACACUUACUGCAGCUCUCUCUCUCUCUCUUUCUCUCUUUCUCUCUCCUUGUCUUUCUUUCUCUCUCCUUCACUUCUCAUGGACAUGAAGGUCAUGGUGAUUUUGCUUUCAUAUAUUUCUUUGAACUCUCAAAUUCUUAUUUAAUAGAAAUAUAUAUUCUCUAUUAAACAGAUUCUCUGAAAUCAACAAAGGGUUAAAGCUCUAAUUAAAGCUCUAAUAUUUAGUUAACCCAAAAUAACCUGUUGCUCAUGCCUUACUUUCUUAAUCAUAUUACUGUAAAUGUCACAAUUAUCAUUAAUGAACAAUAAUUUAAUAGGCUCUAAAACAGAGAACCCCUGGGUGCUCCAUAAUACAUAUUAAAUCAAACUGCCACUGAUUCACAACAGUGUGUGCACGAGGAAUACACUCAAUAUGGUAAUAAACCAAAGGUUCAAGGUGUUAAAGGAUAACACUUUACAAAAAGGCUGCAUUUAAUGAACAGUACUUACAACAGAAAGUCUCAAUUAAUUAUUAAUGGACGCUUAUUAAGACCAUAUUAAUCAAUGCAAAAUUUCUACACUAAUGUUUCAGCUCAUUAUUAUUAUUUACAACAGUCUUAGACAUUUAGUACCGUUUUAAUGUUAGUUUAUUAGUUGUAACAACAAUGUUUAUUACUGUUUAGAAAAAAAAAGCCCCAGAACAUGAUGCUCCCACCACCAUGCUUAACAGCUGGCGCAGUGCACAAUUCCCAAAGGUUUUUUCUUUGUCCAGGUUCUUCAGCUAAAAUCAAGCCAGCAUUACAAUGGCAGUGACACAUGCAGGUGUGCAGUUCAUGGCAGACCUGGUCCAUGGUGUUUUUUUAACUGAUUGUUCCUAACCAGUGAUUUAAACCAGUUUCCUCUGAGGGUGAUGUUUAUUUGAGACUUUUUUCCAAACUUAAGCUAUAGUAGUAUAAUAGUAUCUAGACACUUCUUCAAAGAUUAGUCAUUUUUGGACCUUCUCGCAUCUGCUUUCAUAUCAUUGCAUUAUUAAAUUGUUUGAUUGAUUGAUUAUUGGUUCUGUUUAAUACAGAAUUCCUACUGAGAAUCUGUGGUGAAGUGUUGGGGUGAUUGAUGGUUAAUAUAGCAGAUCUUGUGGCAUUCCACAGGGUUUUACUCUAGGGCCAAUACAACUAAUGUUAAUAGUUAUAAAACUGUAGUUCUAAGAUCAAAAUCCUGAAGUGUACACUCACAUAGUUAGAGGUUAAAGCACUAAACACAGACAAAUUUAAUGUUAAAAAAAAUUACAGAAAUUUUUCGAUUUCUCUCCUUAAUAUUUAAUGCAAGCAGCAAGUAUCAUUAAUUGACAUAUCUGAUUAAUGUUUAAAUGAUGUCUUUACUAUUUAUUACUGUAAUAAGUACUGUUAAUUGAUGUAUCCUUAUUGUAAAGUGUUAACUAAUUAUGAUUAUUGAUUUCAGCAACCCGCCCUCCUCCUGUUUCUGUUAAGUAUUUUAUUCAUUUUGUUCCAGAGAAGGACAGUUCAAAGAAAUAAUUGAAACCAAAUGGUUGUGUUCAUGAGUCUCUCUCUCUCUCUCUCUCUCUCUCUCUCUCUCUCUCUCGCUUUCUCUUUCUCUCUUUCUUUCUCUCUCUCUCUCUCUCUCUCUCUCUCUCUCUCUCUCUCUCUCAGGAUAAGUUCUAACACUUUCUGUUUUUUUUUUCUUCACUCAUUCUGUAUCUAUGCACUGCACUGCUGAAGUAGGGUGUGUGUGUGUGUGGGUGUGUGUGUCAGGGUUUGUGUGUCAGAGUGUGUGUAUUACUAUGCACAGAACUGCUACAGCACAGUUAGGUAGUCUCUGUAAAUAUAAUUAAUUUACUAGUGUGUGUGUGUGUGUGUGUGUGUGUGUGAAAGAGAGUGUGUGUGUGAUUUUUCACUCUUGCCACGUCAAGCAGCUCAGAGGACACUUCCGGAGCGUUCACUAAUAAAGUGAAUAAGUAUUUAAAUGAACGUG